Molecule: messenger RNA, 1388 nt
Organism: Saccostrea cuccullata (small rock oyster)
Lineage: Eukaryota; Metazoa; Mollusca; Bivalvia; Ostreida; Ostreidae
Product: sodium/potassium/calcium exchanger 4-like
Exons: 8
Coding region: 1-1371 (456 amino acids)
Biological process (GO): calcium ion transmembrane transport; intracellular calcium ion homeostasis
Cellular component (GO): plasma membrane
Molecular function (GO): calcium, potassium:sodium antiporter activity; calcium channel activity
Source: RefSeq, a predicted model, not a curated record
AUGCCAUAUAAGCUUAAAAAGACAGACGAAGACGAGAGCGAUGAAAACUGUACGGAGCGCUCCAUCGAUGAGUUUCCCGGAAAUUUCCUGUCUCUAGAGCAGACUCAGGCAGGGGGCGUGGUCGUUCACAUACUACUGGUACUUUACACUCUUGCUGCCCUCUCUAUCGUCUGUGAUGAUUAUUUUUGCGCCUCCUUAAAGGUCAUUUGUGAUGGUGUGUUCAUAGCAGAGAGUGAUAUUGGGGUUGGAACUAUUGUGGGAACAGCCGUAUUUAACAUUCUGUUUGUGGUUGCAAUUUGUGGCCUUUUUGCUGGCAUGGUAGUACACCUGACCUGGUACCCCGUUCUCCGUGACUGUGUCUUCUACGGUAUAUCUGUAGCAGUACUUAUCAUUUGUAUGUAUGACAAUCAGAUUCAUUGGUAUGAGAGUCUUAUAUUAUCUCUAAUGUAUGUAAUAUACAUAUUGAUGAUGGUCUUUAACUCGAGGCUGGAAAAUAUAUUCUACGGAAUAUUCAAAUCAAUGACUAAGGGAAACCUAGAGCAAGGUCAAACGAAACAACCGGGAGUGGGAGACAGUCAAAUUCAAUUGACUUCCGUUACAAAAACUAAUGGAAAUAUGGGGGUUGGGAAUCCUACCACCGAUCAGCUGGAAGAGAAGAAAACUGAGUCCCAAGCACCAGAAAAAGAAACAAAUUCAGUUGAAAUUGAAUUUAGCGAAAAUUCAGCAAAAGAGAAUGAGUCUCCUUUUGAUAUGCCAAACACAUGGAUUUUGCGUGUGUUCUGGGUUUUAAUGCUUCCAAUGACGACACUAUUCUACAUCACAAUACCAGACUGCAGACGACAAGGAAAAUGGCGGAAAACCUACCCCUUGACCUUCCUUAUGUCAAUCUCAUGGCUGGGUGCUAUUUCUUAUGUACUGGUUUGGAUGGCAACAAUAGCAGGAGAUGCUAUAGGAAUCCCCGAGUCGGUGAUGGGUCUGACUAUUUUAGCGGCGGGUGAGAGCGUGCAAGACGCUCUAGCUAGUUUAUUUGUUGCCAGAGCAGGUUUCGGAGACAUGGCAAUAGCAAAUUCUAUAGGAAGCAAUGUGUUUGACGUGUUGAUGUGUUUGGGGUUACCAUGGUUACUGAUGUCCGCCAUUUCUAGUGGUUCUGCGGUGAAAAUAAACAGCCGUGGGCUAAUCUACUCAACUAUUACUGUUCUUUUGAGUAUUGUAUUACUCAUUGUUGCCAUAGUGAUAAGUCGGUGUCGUCUUGACAAGAAGCUAGGCGCCAUUUGUACAGUUUUGUUUCUUGUAGUAAUUACAUUGUCUUGUUUGUACGAAACUAAUAUAAUUGGAAAUUUCGGUGUUACUAACUAUUGUCCAAGGGAGUGAUACUUUAUUACUAUCAU